Messenger RNA from Salarias fasciatus (jewelled blenny), 1111 nucleotides. Its product is annotated as bombesin receptor-activated protein C6orf89 homolog. Lineage: Eukaryota; Metazoa; Chordata; Actinopteri; Blenniiformes; Blenniidae. Gene Ontology annotation, cellular component: Golgi membrane; nucleolus. Bases 81 to 1079 code for a protein of 332 amino acids. The transcript has 7 exons. The record is from RefSeq and is a predicted model, not a curated record.
ACAGGCGACACCAUGCUCCUGCAACCAGCCGAAGACCGACGUGUUUGACCAACAAGUAGCCGGUCCGGUCUCCUGUCGUCAUGGGAACAACAACGAGCGAGCCGUGCAUCUACGACAAACUGUCGGAGAGCAUCGACAUCCUUCGCCAGUCAGGCUACCGCUACGGCAUGUCUGAGAGGGAGAUCGAGAGGUUCAUCAAGCAGGUCCUGGAAACCAACGAGCCCAGGAGGGAGCCCCCACAGUUCCCCAUCCUGAGAGCCACCAUCAAGUUUGUGGUAGCCGUGGGAUUCCUGCUGGUGGUGGUGCUGGCCUUCACCUACCCUCAAAAUGCCCCCCAGCUGGGACUGGUCAACCUGGGCUCUUACAACUGGUCGUCCCCUCUCAGCCACGUCCGUCUGCUCUCGCUGCCCAUCGCCAAGAAGUACAACCUGCAGGGUUUCCAUGAGUGGUGGAGCGCCGGCUCUCUCAGGCAGAGUUUGGUGAACUGUUCAGGCUGUGCAGAAAUCUCCUCAGUUCUGGAGGUCCCAGAAAGCCUCAGAGGGACCGUGACUCUGCGCCGGGGGCCACAGCUCGUCCUGCUCAAGGGCGGCGAGUCCCUCAGCAUCCAGCGGCAGCAGCUGGAGGAGCUCUACCUGGCUCACUCCGGUUCCAUGUCCAUCCUACUGGAGGACGACGACGGACUGCACAGUAACAACCAGGGCCUGCCUCAGGGACCCGCCAACUUCACCCUGCUCUGGAGGUUCAGCUCUGGGACCAGGGAGAAAGUGUUAAGGUGGCUCUUCCCGAAGGCUGAACUCUGCCCCCUGCUGGACAGUGCUGGGACCAUCCUGCAGCGCUGCCUCGUCACUCACAGCACAAACUCCCAGAGCAAGGGUGUCGGGGUCCUGGGCUGGUUGGUGGUGGGCGAGGGGCUACCAACGGUUCGAGUGCUGCCGGUUCAACGCUGCCAGAAACACUGCAGCUCCUUCAACCUGUGGCUCUCACCAGGAGACAUGGUGUAUGCGGACCCUCGGUACUGGCAGAUGGAGCUGUUCCCAGGCCGAGGCCAGAACAUCAUCUGCGACGGAUCGGCCUUUUAACCCUCCGGCCGAACGAAACGUAUAGUUCAGAG